UGCACCAUAUCUGUCUCAGCCGAGCUCAGUGGUGUCUGCACCAUGGCCUGGACUCUUCUCCUCUUCUUCCUCCUUCAUUGUACAGGGUCUUUCUCCCAACCUGUGCCGACUCAGUCACCCUCAGACUCUGCCUCCCUGGGAGACUCAGCCAAACUCACAUGCACCUUGAGUAGUCAGAACAGCACCAACAACAUUGUUUGGUACCAGCAACAUCCAGACAAGGCUCCUAAGCAUUUGAUGCGUCUUCAGAGUGAUGGAAGCUACAGCAAGGGGGAUGGGAUCCCUGACCGCUUCUCUGGCUCCAGCUCUGGGCCUCAUCACUACUUAAGCAUCUCCAACACCCAUCCUGAAGAUGAAGCUAAAUAUUACUGUGGUUCACUGGGGUAUGUUUUUGGUGGAGGAACCAAGCUCACCGUUCUAGGUCUGCCCAAGGCUACACCUUCAGUCACCCUGUUUCCACCACCCUUUGAGGAGCUCAGGGAGCUAAAACAGGCCACACUGUUGUGUCUGAUAACUGACUUUUACCCAGGUGUUGUGACAGUGGCCUGGGAGGCAGAUGGUACACCUAUUACCCAGGGUGUAGUGACCAGUGUACCAGAGAGACAAUACAGUUACAAGUACAGGGCUAGCAGCUACCUGACCUUGAGAGAAGAAGAACUGAAAUCUAUAAGCAGUGUCAGCUGCCUGGUCACCCAUGAAGGGAUCACUGUGGAAAAGAGUUUGUCUCUUAGAGUGUUUUUCUAGGCCUUUCAAAGUUCAUCUUACUCACAGAGGCUUGGAUUCGAAUCAUGCACAAGUAUACAUUACUGCUCUUACCUGCCAUAGCUCUUCUCCUCGCUCCUGAA
This is a messenger RNA of Peromyscus maniculatus bairdii (prairie deer mouse), 845 nucleotides long. The record is from RefSeq and is a predicted model, not a curated record. Lineage: Eukaryota; Metazoa; Chordata; Mammalia; Rodentia; Cricetidae.